Messenger RNA from Nelumbo nucifera (sacred lotus), 2217 nucleotides. Lineage: Eukaryota; Viridiplantae; Streptophyta; Magnoliopsida; Proteales; Nelumbonaceae. The record is from RefSeq and is a predicted model, not a curated record.
AUGCCUUCUUCUGCAUCUUCUCUUCAUGGCUCUCGGUUUGUGCUCAAGAAGAUGCCUUUGUUACCCCUUUCCUCCCAUCCUUUGUCAACCUCGGCAUCUAUGGUCAAGGAUGCUCAGUUCAAACAGCUACCUCCCAUCCUGCACCAUUUUCUUACCCUCUUGCAGGAGUUUUCAAGAAGCAUUAUCCAUGUCAAGUCGAUUCAUGCUCAAAUCAUCACUAAUUUUCUAUCCUCAGAUGAAUUUGUGGCCACCAAAUUAGUCAAAACAUAUUCUGAUUUGGGUAGGUUAUGUGAUGCCCGCAAGGUAUUUGAUCGAAUAACUGACCCCAAAGUCUUCCUAUGGAAUGCUAUGAUGGGUGGGUACCUCAGAAAUGAACGAUACAUUGAAACCCUUGAAUUAUAUCGGAUAAUGAGAUCUCAUGGUCUGCAUACUGAUAGUUGCACCUGUACUUUUGCGCUUAAGGCUUGUACAAGCUUGUCAAAUGUUGAAAUAGGAACGGAAAUACUGAAAGAGGCUGCUGGUAAUGGGUUGUCAAACGAUCCCUUUUUUGGGAGUUCUAUGAUAAAUUUCUUGGUGAAAUGUGGAAACAUAGAUGAAGCUCAAAGAGUAUUUAAUGAAAUACCCCAGAAAGAUGUUGUUUGUUGGAAUUCUAUAAUUGGGGGCUAUGUACAGGUUGGUAGUUUUGAUAGGGCUUUUGACCUGUUUUCCAAGAUGCGACAUUGUGGAAUUAGACCGAGUGCAAUAACCAUGGUGAACUUAAUUCAUGCAUGUGGAGGAACUGGAAAUUUGGAUAUUGGGAAAAGCAUUCAUGCAAGUGUGAAUUGUUUGGGGUUGAGUUGUGAUAUCUUGGUACUUACAUCUUUGGUUGAUAUGUAUAGCAAAAUGGGUGAUAUUGAAAGUGCUCAGCAGGUUUUUAAUAGGAUGCCUUCAAGGAAUUUGGUAUCAUGGAAUGCCAUGAUUUCAGGAUAUGUGCAGAAUGGAUUGGUUUGUGAAUCAUUUGAACUCUUCUAUAAGCUGAUCUUAAGUGGUAGUGCCUUUGAUUCUGCGACAAUAGUUAGCCUCCUUCAGGCUUGUGCUCAUAUAGCCUGUUUGAAUGGUGGGAAGAUUCUCCAUGCUUGUGCUUAUAGAAGAGGUUUUGAAUCAAAUCUCAUUGUGUUGACUGCUAUUGUGGAUUUGUACGUGAAAUGUGGUGCUUUGAAUUUGUCAACUUCUGUUUUUAAUAGAAUGAAGGGGAGAAAUGUGAUCUCUUGGACUGCAAUGUUGGUAGGAUUAGCACAGAAUGGGCAUGCAGAGGAUGCAUUAAAAUUAUUUGGUAAGAUGCAAGAGGAGGGAGUUGCUGCAAAUUCUGUUACUCUUGUUAGUUUAAUUCAUGCUUGUUCACAUCUAGGCUCUUUGAAGAAAGGAAAGAGUGUGCAUGCCCAUUUACUCCGGUGCGGCUUUAUAUUUGAUACAGUUAACUUGACAGCCCUGAUCGAUAUGUAUGCCAAGUGUGGAACCAUAGAGUCUGCAGAGAGAUUGUUCAACAAUAGAUCUUUGUCUAAUGAUAUUGUGCUCUGGAAUUCCAUGAUAACAACCUAUGGCAUACAUGGUAAUGGACAUAAUGCUAUUAGAAUCUACAACAAAAUGAAAGAGGAGGGUCUUGUGCCAAACCAUACUACUCUCAUUUCUCUUCUAUCUGCUUGUAGCCACUCAGGGCUAGUUGAAGAGGGGAUAGCUAUCUUUCAUAGCAUGAGUAUAGAUCAUGGAGUUAAGCCGGGCGAGAAACAUUAUGCUUGCUUAGUGGAUCUUCUCAGCCGAGCUGGUCGCCUUGAAGAAGCUGAGGCAUUGAUCAAUCAAAUGCCUUUUGCACCAAGUGAUGCAGUGCUUGAGGCUUUGCUGAGUGGAUGCCGGACUCACAAAAACAUUGAUAUGGGUAUCCGUACUGCAGAUAAAUUGCUUAGUUUAGAUUCCAUGGAUCCUGGAAUUUAUGUUAUGCUAUCUAAUAUAUAUGCGGAAGGAAGGAGAUGGGGUGAAGUAGACUAUGUAAGGGGCAUUAUGAGGAAGAGAGGAUUGAGGAAAACACCAGGAUAUAGUUUGAUUGAAGUCUGUAACCAAGUCCAUGCAUUUUUUUCUGGUGAUGAUUCACAUCCAUUAUGGGAAGAAAUUCAUUUGAUGUUGGAGGGUUUAAGAAUACAAAUAGAGGCUUCAUACUAUGUUCCCCAUGCUACUUUAUAUUAA